Molecule: messenger RNA, 729 nt
Organism: Cyphellophora europaea CBS 101466
Lineage: Eukaryota; Fungi; Ascomycota; Eurotiomycetes; Chaetothyriales; Cyphellophoraceae
Exons: 2
Coding region: 1-729 (242 amino acids)
Source: RefSeq, a predicted model, not a curated record
AUGCCUCAAAUCGUGCCCGCUGAUGGCAUUUGGGGCCAGACUGGGCCGCCUUCCUUCCAUCAAGUGUUUGCCCACGUUUGGAGAUUUCCCAAGAAAGACUACGGUAUGGAUGGUAAGUCCGCGGUUCUAGGCGAUUGUCAGAAGAUAAUCGUCCUCUUCCCGCCGUCUUCGCACAAUCUUCGCUUGAUGCAGGCGGAAUGUAGGAAUCAGGCGAAAUUGGCACGUCUGAUGCCUCGACUUGAGUAUGGACUGAUUGACACGCUCAAUUCCUCCAACAUCGUCUUCAUACCGUCCGGCUGGGCCCACGCCACGUUCACCACUCGAGGUGGUUUCCUAAUGUCCAUCGAUUGCGCCACAAAGACGACCGUCUGGACAUUCUCGCAAUAUCUAAAGCAUCAUCUAUACCAUGAGCUUGAUGCCAAACAGCAGAACAAGUGUCUGUUUUUGUUCCUAGAUUGCCUGCAACAUACGAUCACUAGCUAUGAACUUGUGCUGGCUUCACGGUCAUGGUGUAACGUUGAGGAUCUGCUGAAAGGCAUCGUGGAUAACCUGUGGAGACGAACAGCGUCUCGAAUUUGGCACACAGCGGCCGAGGAGAAUCCGAAGGCCUUGUGGGAUGAUGGAAGAGGUAAUAAGGACAUGACAACUCGUCAAUUUGGGGAACAGUACCUGUCCUGGCUCGAUGCCGAAAUGAUCGGACUACGACGUGGGAGGCAAGCUCUCUUGUGA